Molecule: messenger RNA, 984 nt
Organism: Exserohilum turcica Et28A
Lineage: Eukaryota; Fungi; Ascomycota; Dothideomycetes; Pleosporales; Pleosporaceae
Exons: 2
Coding region: 1-984 (327 amino acids)
Source: RefSeq, a predicted model, not a curated record
AUGCCUUCAAUGUCAAGCUUCUGGACGCAGACUUUCCCCCCAAAGCCGCAAUACACCGACGCCAAUGUCUCAGAUCUUACGGGACACGUUUACAUUGUUACAGGCUCUAACACUGGCAUCGGAAAAGAGCUUGCUAGAAUACUUUACGCGAAGAAUGCCAAAGUCUACAUUGCCGCACGUUCAGAGCAAAAGGCAGAGGCAGCCAUAGAGGAUAUCGCAACGUCUGCACCAACAUCAAAAGGGUCACUGAUUUUUCUCAGCCUCGACCUCAGUGAUCUCAACCAUGUCAAAACAGCAGCAGAGAACUUCCUUGCUCGGGAACAAAAGCUCAAUGUUCUCUUCAACAAUGCGGGACUCAUGGCGACAGACCCGCUCACUAGGACUGUCCAGGGCUAUGAAAUGGCUCUUGGGGUAAAUUGUGUCGGUACCUUUCUCUUCACAAAACUGCUUACUCCAACGCUGGUCUCAACCGCCAAGACGGCGCCAUCCGGCUCUGUCCGUGUCAUCUGGCUGUCCUCGUUUGGUCUCGAGCUCUUUGCCAAACCGGCCGUUGGUAUUUCCUUGGACAACCUUGAUUAUCAUAUCCCAACGGCGCCCACUGACCGAUACGGUAUUAGCAAAUGUGGAUCGUGGGCACAGGGCGUUGAGUUUGCCAGACGUCAUAAGGGGGAUGGAAUCAUCAGUCUCCCUAUUAACCCCGGAAAUCUUACCUCGGAGCUCGCAAGAGAUCAGCCCGCUACAUUGAAGAUUGCCGCUCGUGUUCUGGGCUAUCCGCCGCCCAUGGGGGCUUGCACAGAGCUAUGGGCAGGAUUGUCCCCAGAGGUCACGUUGGAGAACUCUGGGAGUUGGGUCGUUCCUUUUGGGAGAUUCUACCCACUGCGUGCAGACAUUGUUCAGGCGACCAAGACCGAGGCAGAAGGGGGCACUGGAGGAUGUCAAAAGUUCUGGGAAUGGUGCGAGGAUCAAGUGAAGGAUUAUCUGUAG